Messenger RNA from Closterium sp. Naga37s-1, 564 nucleotides. The record is from the annotation of a GenBank genome assembly. NCBI's taxonomy places the organism in Eukaryota, Viridiplantae, Streptophyta, Zygnematophyceae, Desmidiales, Closteriaceae.
AUGGACGCCCGGCAAAAGAAGAUCUUUGAGAUACGCCUCAAGUUGAACCAGGCGCGGAAGGCGAAUCAGACGGCGGUGGUGGCGGAGAAGCGGCGCGAGGAGAAACCGGAGGAGGAGGAGUCGCGCGGAGUGAGCAAGGCGGCGUGGUUCGAGGAGAAGAAGCGCAAGAUGAGCAAGCAGCUCGACGCGGCCGGGCUGGAUAUCACCAAGGCGUACAUGCUGGAGACGCAGGAGGCGGCGGAGAGCAAGUAUAAGAAAUGGGAGAAGAAAGAGGCGCCCUUUGGCUGGGAUGCGUUCAAUCAGCAGGCACUGUACAACGCGUACAAGAAGCGCACAGGCAACAUCCCUUACACAGAAGAAGACUACCUUAAAGCCAAGGAAAAAGACCCCGACUUUUACCGCGACGAUGCGAGUCUCCAAAUAACCUGGAGCGGGGUACUGCGCUGCCUGAUUAACCUGGUUCAGUUCCAAUAUUCGCAACACCAGGAAAGGUCUGAUCUCGCUGAAGACUUGUUUCAGAAAGGAUACUUCACUGACUUCGGCCAAUGGGCUUGUCGGGUCUGA